Molecule: messenger RNA, 3809 nt
Organism: Elgaria multicarinata webbii
Lineage: Eukaryota; Metazoa; Chordata; Lepidosauria; Squamata; Anguidae
Gene: EML3
Product: EMAP like 3
Exons: 24
Coding region: 149-3169 (1006 amino acids)
Biological process (GO): microtubule cytoskeleton organization
Cellular component (GO): mitotic spindle
Molecular function (GO): microtubule binding
Source: RefSeq, a predicted model, not a curated record
CGGCAGCAGCACGGUCUGAACAGGGCGGGCGCUGCCGCCGCCGCCUCCAAAUCCCCGGGACCUCUCUGGCUUCUCCAUCCCCUGCCCUGUCAGCCAGAAGGAGCGGAGAGGAGCGCAUGGAAGCGAGGCGCGCCGCUGCUCGGCCACCAUGGACGGCUACCAAGAGCGCAGCCCAAACGGUGAGAACCUCUUGGAUAGCAACAGCGUCCCUCGUGACCCUCGCUGGCUCACCGACCUCGAUUCCCGCCUGCGGAGCCAGGAAGAGGAGCUGACGCUGGUGAAGUCUGCGCUGGCUGAUGCGCUACGCAGGCUCAGCUUGUACGACCGGCAGAUCCCUCUGCUCAGGCAACAGCUCCUUGAAGGGAAUUCCACCGCACUGGAUGCCAGAGACCAGGCAGUCCUCCCUCAAGGCAACGGUGCCCUCUGGAUUCUGCCCCCUGCCCUCUCCAGCGACUCCAGCUCACCUGCCGCACAGCGAUUAGGAAGCCGUGAGAAGACACCAGGGUCAAGGGUCAGCGUUGGGACGCAGACCGAGGAGUCCACCGUCCUGGCGACGAAGCAGGGCCAGCGUCUCAGCAACGGGCAGCUUCACCAGGCGACCGAGAGUUCAGUUGCUAGGGGCAAACCAGGCCAGGCCCCUUCCAGUACUGGGAAGGCAAAAUGCGCCGAGGGCCAAGCAGACACAGGUGCCCCCGAGCCGGUGAAGAACUCCUUCGAGUUGUCAGCCGACGGAGGAGGAGACCAGGGCUUUGGCCUGGUUCACGGCCUCGGCGAAUGUCUUCCAAGCGCUAGUCUCCAAGAAGCUCAAGAUGUGGGCGAACCUCCCCCUGAAGACGGCACGGACAAAGGCCCAAGCGCGGCGCAGUCCCAGCCCACGGCUCAGCCGCCGGGGCAGGAGACACCGUCCCCGGAGCCUCCGUCGGAAGGGAGCAGCAGCAGCAGCACCGCCUCCCCUGUCCCGGCAGUGCAGAGCCUGAUGACCAGCAGGAAAGAGCUACUUCGAAGAAACAGCUCCUCUGACAAACCCUCCCGAACCAAGCAGCAGCUCUCCAAGAAGGCGGCAUCCUCAGCGAACCUCUUCAACCGCUCCAGCAGUCUUGAGAACCGAAAUAAGGAUCCCUCCCUCAGUCCAGGGCCGUGGAGCACUCGGCGUGGGAAUUAUAAUCUAGAAGGACUUUCCACCAAGAUGUUCCUGCGUGGCCGCCCCAUCACCAUGUACAUCCCUUCCGAUUUCCUCAACUACGACGAGCUGCGCAUGGAGCUGCCGGCCGAAAAACUGCAGCUGGACUGGGUCUACGGCUACCGGGGCCGCGACUGCCGCUCCAACCUCUACGUGUUGACGUCGGGGGAGCUGGUCUACUUCAUUGCCUGCGUGGUCGUGCUGUAUCACGUGCAGCGGCGCACGCAGCGACACUACCUGCGGCACACCGACUGCGUGCGCUGCCUGGCCGUGCACCCUGACCGAGUCCGCGUUGCCUCCGGGCAGAUGGCUGGUGUAGACAAAGAUGGCAAGCCUCUGCAGCCUUUCGUUCACAUUUGGGACUCAUCCACGCUUGCCACGCUGCAACAAAUUGGGUUGGGCAGCUUUGAAAGAGGUGUUGGUUCCCUCGCCUUCUCUACGGCCGAUGAAGGGGCGUACUUGUGCGUGAUAGACGAGUCCAAUGAACACAUGUUGUCUGUUUGGGAUUGUGCCCGUGGCAUCAAGCAGGCCGAAAUCAAGAGCACAAAUGAAUCUGUCCUGACGGUGGAGUUCAAUCCCCAAGAAAGCAGCAACAUAAUCACCACCGGAAAAUCUCACGUCUAUUUCUGGACAUGGAGCGGAAACAGCCUGACGAAGAAACAGGGCAUCUUUGGGAAAUACAAGAAGCCCAAGUUCAUCCAGUGCUUCGUCUUCGACACCAACAGCGAUGUGCUAACGGGAGACUCGGAGGGCAACAUCCUGACCUGGGCCAGGGUGGCUGCUGACGUCCGCACCCUAGGCAAGGGGGCGAAAGAGACAUACCAAAUCAGCAAGCAAACGCGGGCCCACGAAGGCAGCAUCUUCUCCCUCUGCCUGUGCCGGGAUGGCUCGGUGCUCAGCGGGGGCGGCAAAGACCGGCGCCUGGUCCAGUGGAGCCCCAGCCUCACCGUCUUGCAGGAGGUGGAGAUCCCGGAGCAGUUUGGUGCCGUCCGCACCAUCGCAGAGGGCGACGGCGGGGAGCUGCUGGUAGGGACCACGCGCAAUGCCUUGCUGCGGGGGACGCUGGCGGAUGGCUUCCGGCCCAUCAUCCAGGGGCACACGGACGAACUGUGGGGGCUAGGCACUCACCCCUCGCGAGACCUUUUUGUCACCUGCGGCUACGACAGGCAGCUCUGCAUGUGGGAUGGUGGGGAGCACGCGCUGGCUUGGAGCGUCACGCUGGAGGAGACGGGGCUGUGCGCCGACUUCCACCCCAGCGGGAAAGUGGUCACGGUGGGACUCAGCACCGGACGAUGGGUCGUGCUGGAUACAGAGACGCAGCAGGUGUUGUCGGGCUACACAGACGGGAAUGAACAGCUCUCUGUGGUGCGCUAUUCACCAGAUGGUGAGUUCUUGGCCAUCGGCUCCCAUGACAACUUCAUCUAUAUAUACAGCGUGGAGGAGAGUGAGCAUAAAUACACCCGCUUUGGACGCUGCACGGGACACUCCAGUUUCAUCACACAUCUGGACUGGUCUAAGGAUGGGAAGUUCAUCAUGUCCACUUCGGGGGACUAUGAAAUCCUGUAUUGGGAUGUGGCCGGGGGCUGCAAAUUGCUGAGGAAUCGGUUUGAGAACAGGGACCGGGAAUGGGCCUCGUAUACCUGCGUGCUGGGCUUUCACGUCUUCGGGGUAUGGCCCGAUGGCUCGGACGGCACUGACAUCAACUCACUCUGUCGCUCCCACCACGAGCGUGUGGUAGCUGUAGCCGAUGACUUCUGCAAGGUGCACCUUUUCCAGUAUCCGUGUGCCAAGCCCAAGGCACCAAGCCACGUCUAUGGAGGCCACGGGAGCCACGUCACCAACGUGCGCUUCACACACAACGAUGGCUACCUGAUCUCCAUGGGGGGCAAGGACACCAGCAUCUUCCAGUGGCGGGUGAUGGGCGGUAGCCUGCCCUGUAGCCGUUCCCUCUCUUCGGUCUUCUCUUCGGAUGCCGGGGUCAGCACCUGAAGCUGAGGGCUGUGUGGGGAAACCAGACCAGACCAGACCAAACCCAGCACGGCGACGAAGCCUUUACAAGAGAGGAUGGUGGAGGUCACCUCCCAUCCCACAACCGACUCUGGGAACUGAGUGCUCAGGCGCGUGAAUCUAUGGGAAGGCAGGAGUCCGUCCGUCCCCGCCAACAUAAUUUCCUUUGGCUAACAAUGUGAUUUGCUUUAUUAAUAUAAGAGUGAGCGAUCCAAGGCACAGGAGAACUAGCAUUGUGAAGGAAAAUGAAUGUCUCGGACACUGCAUGUGAGGGGGUGGAGGUGCGUUGUCCCUCAAACGGGAGAUUUUUGGAAAGAAUGGUUAGCUUGACUUGUGGGGAGGGGGAGGUUUGGGGAACUUUUCAGAGGACGUUCCCGCUCAGCCUCGCUGAUACGGCCUUGCUCCCUACAAGCCUCGAAGACGCUGGAUUCUGUAAGUCCAGAAAAGAGGGGGAAAUGGACCGGCAUCCAUUCACCCCCCAUUCCCUUCGCUGCAAACCUCUGUACUUCGUUUACAUUCCUAGUGAUUCUGGCCGAGGCUGGAUCCGAUGUGUAAAUAACGAGAGCAAAGGAAGGGCCUUAACACUGUGAGAGACGCAGAGAAAUAAACCUUUGCAUCCAAA